AUUUUGUAAAUAUUCAAAACAAUUCAUUAAUCGAUACCUUAAUUAUGUUUAAGUUAAAUAUCAUUGUAUUUAACAUUUUAGUACUUGUAUUGAUAACAAAAUGUUACGGACAGCAAAAGUCUCAACAAAAAAGCGACUCAAAAGAAGUGGUAAACGCGGAACAGAUUCCAGACGAUGAGGAGGUCGUGGAAGAGGUGUACGAAGAGGUCGGCGACGGCGACAGUACAGAAGUGGUCACUGAAAUAAUCACUGAAAUCAUAACCGAAAUCAUAGAAAAAGCCAACAAAAAACCUCAACCAAAGAAAAGUGGAUCAAUUGGUGGCAACAAAUCCACUGCUGGUUCCAAACCUGAAGAAGAAUUUGAAACAGAAGUGAUCGAAGAAGUGGUAGAAGUGGAUGAAGACAAUGGCGAAGUGGUGGACGACAAUUCUUUGCCCGAAUCCAAGACUAUUGACGCAAACAAAGUGUCAAAAUUGUGGAAACAGUUCCCAAACGGAGGAAAUAUGAAAUACAGAAACACUUUAUUAGUGCCGAAGAGAGAGCGGCGAGUGAUAGCCCGGUAUAGAGUGGUUAUACCAGUGAUUGUGCCCAACGUUAGGGUAAGGGUUCCCAUGAGGUCUCGGACGGGAACCGAUGGCAAGACUCACGCGAAGAACUCGAAGAAU
Messenger RNA from Medioppia subpectinata, 665 nucleotides. NCBI's taxonomy places the organism in Eukaryota, Metazoa, Arthropoda, Arachnida, Sarcoptiformes, Oppiidae. The record is from the annotation of a GenBank genome assembly.